CGAAGUCAGAAGUGAAAUUUGGGAAAUGGCGAUGAAAUAUUUAUUUAUUAUGCAGUCUGGGAGAACAUUUGUAUGCCAUUAGGUCUUUCACAUGUCUUUUUAGACGAUAUUUUUGAUUACUACUAUCCUAUUGAAAUGUGAAAUGGAGUAAUAAUUUGUGUAUUUCUUCAUUGAAUAAAGAGACAUGUCAUCUUUAACUGAAGAACAAAAGAGGCGAAUCGAGGAAAAUAAAAGAAAAGCUCUGGCUAAAAGGGCUGAAAAACGAAGUCCAGUAAAAUGCGGUAUUCAAAAUCAAAAACAGCGAAUUGAAGAGAAUAGGCAAAGAGCUCUGGCUCUUCGAGCUGAAAAACAUAGUCCAGUGAAAGAUUGUCAGUUUAAAUCUGUGAACAAUUCCACAGGAAAUGAAAGGAACGGUACUACAUCCCAGAUGACUAGCUCAUCUAGUACAUUUUAUAAUCAACAAACAUGUGCCCCUAAUUCUGUUAAGCAGAGACUAGCGGACUCAUACAAGGACCCCGUUGCUCUAGGACAAAAUAAAAACACUGUGAAAAGUGGGAUUCCAUGUAAUAGUUACUCGAGAUCUAAUAACACUGGAGACUCAAACAAUAACAAGACUAAUGCCUCAAACACAGGACUAGCAAAUAAAUUUAAGACACAGGGAAAUCAGUCGAAAUUCAAUAAGCCUGUGUCGCAAGGGUCCAGUCAAGAUGCUUCCGAGGAAAAGUUAGCCAAGAUCACAGAGUGUAUUGCUUCGUCGGGGGGAUCCACACAGACCACCCUGGGGGGAGGGACCACUGCCAAAUGUCUCCUGAUCUCCAGAGAGAGGUUUGAGGUCACCGCAGGGUAUUACCCACCCCUCAUUGACUUGUUUAAAACCAUUGCAACCAAAAAAUAUGAUGCUGUUACCAGGAAGUGGUCCUUUAAGUUAGAGGAUUACCAUAAGCUUGUUGCAGCGAUGAGGUCCAUGAGUCCUCAGGUCAAGCUAGUUACCCUUCCUCAGGCCAUACUCUCAACCUUCCAGCAGCAACUUAAGGGCAUCUACCCCGACAGAGAAAUCCCAACUGCCAAUCUGGACAAUCUGGAUCAAAGUCUCGUCAACUCUUUACUGCCUUUCCAGAGAGAAGGUGUUAAUUUUGGAGUCCACAAACAAGGUCGAGUUCUGAUAGCUGAUGACAUGGGUUUGGGUAAGACGAUCCAGGCGAUCUGUUUAGCGUGUUACUAUAGGAAUGAGUGGCCCCUCCUCAUUGUGGUUCCCUCCUCCGUCAGAUUUGACUGGGCUCAGCAACUAGAGCGCUGGGUACCCAGUCUGGAUCCACAGGAAGUUUACGUUGCCAUGACAGGGAAAUGUAGCCUAUCAGGUCACAAGGUCUGCAUCCUUAGUUACGAACUCAUGGCCAAGAAAGCCAAGGAACUCCUAGAGAAGAACUUCAAUGUUGUCAUCAUGGAUGAAUGCCACUUGUUAAAGAAUUUCAAAACAGCAAGAUGUAAAGCAGCCAUGCCAAUUCUUAAGGCCUCUAAACGUGUGAUCCUUUUGAGUGGAACUCCUGCACUAUCUCGGCCCCAGGAACUUUACACCCAGAUCUGUGCAAUCAAGCCCUAUAUGUUUCAGUACCAGGAUUUUGGGGUUCGCUACUGUGAUGGGAAAAAGAAUCCUUGGGGUUGGGAUUUCUCGGGAUCUUCCAACAUGGAGGAGCUACAAAUUCUGUUGGAAGAAAGCAUUAUGAUCAGGAGAUUGAAGAAGGAUGUGCUGACCCAGUUACCAGACAAGGUGAGACAGAUGGUGCUGUUAGAUCCCGGGUCCGUAAAGACCACCAAACAAAUGGAGCAACAGAGCAAGACCAUGGAGCUCAAAUCUCUCAAAGGAAUGGAAAGAAGAGGAGCUCUUUUGGAGUAUUUCCAUCAUACAGGGGCAGCCAAAAUUAAAGCUAUCAAAGACUAUGUUUUGGACUUGUUGGAUUCAGACAAAAAGUUUUUGAUCUUUGCUCAUCACCAGGAAGUUUUGGAUGCCAUAGAAACCGCUGUGGAAUCAAAGAUAGAGAAAGGUUACAUCAGAAUUGAUGGAAAAACCACGCCAGAACAAAGAAACUUCUUCUGUAAGAAAUUUCAGACAAAGGACUCAAUUCGAGUAGCCAUUUUGUCUAUUUGUGCUGCCAAUGCUGGUCUUAACCUGUCAGCUGCAAGUCUUGUGGUGUUUGGAGAACUUUUCUGGAACCCUGGGAUUUUGGUGCAGGCUGAGGACAGGGCACACAGGAUGGGACAAAGAGACAUGGUCAAUGUCCACUAUCUGGUGGCCAGGGGGACUGCUGAUGACCACGUCUGGCCACUUGUGCAAAAGAAAUUAGAAGUGCUGAGCAAGGCAGGGCUCAGUAAAGAAGACUUCUCUGCUGCAGACACCAAACAUAUAACUGAUUCCAAACAGACAGACUUGAUGCAGUUCUUUGAGGAGAGUUUUAUGGAGGAGAGUGUUCUGGAGACAUCACUUGAAGAAGACAACCAAUCAAAACCUGCGGAUGAAAAAUCAUCCAAUAAAAAUCAAGAAACAAAUCAGAAACUGACCAAUCAAAACUCAAGAGACUCUAAAUUGUCAGUUAAGCCAGUGAAGCCCAAAUCAGAGCAGUCCUUAUUUAAUUACUUUGGUGCUAAAAAAGACAGUUCAGAUUCCAAACCAGGAACGUCUUCUGUUUCUAAGGACUCUGUGAUAGACAAUAUUGAAGACGAUCUUUUAUUUGAUGAUGAUGAAUGGUUAGAGGAAAUGGAUGAACCCAAAAAUAAGAAAUUAAAAUGUUGACCUGGGAAGGUGUUGUGAAUAAAAGUUAAUGCAUGUCAUUUUCAUUUGUAUUUAUGCAUUUAAAGAUCACAUGGCUAUCAAAUUUAUUACAGUUCUUUCUUAUAUAUU
Molecule: messenger RNA, 2896 nt
Organism: Saccostrea cuccullata (small rock oyster)
Lineage: Eukaryota; Metazoa; Mollusca; Bivalvia; Ostreida; Ostreidae
Product: SWI/SNF-related matrix-associated actin-dependent regulator of chromatin subfamily A-like protein 1
Exons: 17
Coding region: 185-2788 (867 amino acids)
Biological process (GO): replication fork processing; DNA repair
Molecular function (GO): ATP binding; ATP-dependent chromatin remodeler activity
Source: RefSeq, a predicted model, not a curated record